Molecule: messenger RNA, 721 nt
Organism: Sesamum indicum (sesame)
Lineage: Eukaryota; Viridiplantae; Streptophyta; Magnoliopsida; Lamiales; Pedaliaceae
Product: RNA-binding (RRM/RBD/RNP motifs) family protein
Biological process (GO): mRNA splicing, via spliceosome
Cellular component (GO): catalytic step 2 spliceosome; precatalytic spliceosome; U2 snRNP
Molecular function (GO): RNA binding
Source: RefSeq, a predicted model, not a curated record
AGAUGGCUUUCUUCCACCGGCCUACCCAGCCAGCACUGAGUCACUGACCAACGAAACCAAUCCUUCGCGAGAAUACCCAAAUCGUCGUGCAGAAAAUUUCAGCCCUAAAACCCUAAAUCCAGAACCUUCGCGGAUUCUCCGGCAAUGGCCGCAAUCAGCCUCCGCAAAGGCAACACCCGUCUUCCACCGGAAGUGAACCGCGUUCUCUACGUUAGAAAUCUACCGUUCAAUAUAACGAGUGAGGAGAUGUACGACAUAUUCGGGAAGUACGGUGCCAUCCGGCAGAUUCGCAUCGGGACGAACAAGGACACACGUGGCACCGCUUUCGUUGUCUACGAGGAUAUCUACGAUGCCAAGACCGCCGUCGACCACCUCUCGGGAUUCAACGUGGCGAAUAGGUAUUUGAUUGUUCUGUAUUACCAGCAGGCGAAGAUGAGCAAGAAGUUUGACCAGAAGAAGAAGGAGGAUGAGAUUCAGAAGCUGCAGGAGAAAUACGGGAUUGGUACUCCCGCUUCCAAAGAUAAGUAGCUUGUUUGAUUUAAGGCAGCAAAGAUUUUGACAUACAAAAAGAUAAACUUUUACUGAUUUUAGAGAAGCUUUACUCGGAUGGGCUUUACUUCCAGACGUUGUCCAUUGUUGUGUAAAGGUAUGAGUUCAUGAUGGAGUUAUAGGAUCUUGAGGAACUAAUGCAAUGUGGGUUGACUUAUAAUCUUGUUCUCAA